Messenger RNA from Tarenaya hassleriana, 4696 nucleotides. RefSeq names its product ABC transporter C family member 13. Gene Ontology annotation, molecular function: ATP hydrolysis activity; ABC-type transporter activity; ATP binding. NCBI's taxonomy places the organism in Eukaryota, Viridiplantae, Streptophyta, Magnoliopsida, Brassicales, Cleomaceae. The coding region runs from base 93 to 4439 and encodes 1448 amino acids. The transcript has 36 exons. The record is from RefSeq and is a predicted model, not a curated record. Gene Ontology annotation, cellular component: membrane. Gene Ontology annotation, biological process: transmembrane transport.
UUGGCUUCUGAGAAAGUCGAUGAAUUUUCCGAGAAAACCCACUUCUGUUUUCCCCCUCCCUCUCUUUCUCUGUCUCUUCUCUGAAGCUUAACAUGGAGCUUGUUCAUCAGAACAGUGGUGUGGUCUACAAAAAUGCAUACAGGGAAUGCCUCGGCGACUUAGUGUUGGGUUUCGGAUCAAAUGUACUGACUGUUCUUAUGAUUCUGAUACUUGCAAUUAUGAGAAGAAGCCACGAAUGCAACAGAAGGAAAAACUCCAUCGAGAAUGUUUUCUUGUACGUUAUAUCUGGACUGGGAGCAUGUUUGUCAUGUGUGGAAUUGGUAGUGCUCGCUAGGAAAAAGUUUAAGCGAGACAUUGUUCUGUACCAUGAGUGGUUUCUCCCGUUGUCUUGGUUCACAAUGUGGAUCGAAGUCAUAGUCUUGUCAAAGUUUGCUUGCAUUUGCUGUAUUUUCUGCAGUCGGAUCCUAAGUUUCUGGUGGAUUAUAAAGAUCCUUACAGAAGUGCUAUAUUUGAAGAUUGUUUUUACUUCACUGGAGUAUUUGGACUGCAUCACAGAGAGUUCCUUCAUCGUGUUGGACAUUGCAUUUGGCAUCUAUAUCAACAUACUUAGGAUCAAAAAGGCACCCCCAAAGUUCAGCUCAUUGGAAGAUCCUCUUCUGCUGGUGGAUAAUGAUAUCGAGGAGAAUGCCCACAGGGACACUGGAAAUACCGGGGGCAGGUUGGAUAUGCUCACUUUUGGAUACAUUACUUCAGUAAUGAAACAUGGAUCAGCCAAGCAGCUUGAGUUUGAAGAUCUACUUCCAUUACCCGUUGAUAUGGAUCCUUCUGUCUGUUGUGAGAAUUUACAACAGUGUUGGGAGGUUCAACAAUGUAAUAACUGUUCGAAUCCUUCACUAAUCUGGGCAAUUUGUUGUGUAUAUGGAUGGCCAUACUUUCGUCUCGGUAUGCUGAAGGUGUUCAAUGACUGUAUAGGCUUUGCAGGGCCCUUACUUCUGAAUAAACUGAUCCGGUAUUUAGAACAAGGUUCAGGGAGCUCUGGUGGUUAUUUCCUAGCCAUUGUUUUGGGCCUCACAUCUAUCUUCAAGUCUUUUCUUGAUACACAGUACACGUUCCAUCUCUCGAAACUUAAACUGAAGCUACGAUCUAGUAUCAUGACUAUCAUAUACAGGAAGUGUUUGCGGGUGAGCACUGCCGAUCGAUCAGGAUUUUCUCAGGGCGAGAUUCAAACGUUUAUGUCAGUAGAUGCUGACCGGAUUGUCAACUUGUGCAACAGUUUGCAUGAUGCGUGGAGUCUGCCUUUGCAAAUCGGCGUGGCUUUGUAUCUUUUGUAUACUCAAGUCAAGUUUGCUUUUCUCUCUGGUCUGGCAAUAACCGUCUUGCUGAUACCAGUCAGUAAAUGGAUUUCUGAAUUGAUUGCACGUGCAACAGAGAAAAUGAUAAAGCUAAAGGAUGAAAGGAUUAGAAAGACAGGGGAGCUUCUGACUAACAUUCGCACUUUAAAGAUGUACGGAUGGGACAACCUUUUCGCCGAUUGGUUGAAGGAGACAAGAGUCAUGGAAGUGACCCACCUGGCGACGCGCAAGUAUUUGGAUGCAUGGUGUGUUUUCUUUUGGGCCACUACACCAACUCUGUUUUCUCUCUGCACCUUUGGCCUCUUCACAUUGAUGGGUCAUCAACUUGAUGCAGCAACGGUUUUCACUUGUCUUGCUUUGUUUAAUAGCCUGAUAUCUCCUUUAAAUUCGUUUCCAUGGGUCAUCAAUGGCUUGAUUGAUGCUUUCAUUUCUACCAGGCGGGUGAGUAGGUUUCUGCAUUGUUUGGAACACAAAAUAGAUCUUUCAGAUGAUUCUGGUCUUAUCUCUGAAGACACAACUGUGUUCGUUGGCGAUGCAUCUUGUACUUGGUCAAGUAACAUUGAAGAGGAACAGAACUUGACCAUAAAAGAUGUUAGCCUACGAGUACCGAAGGGGUCAUUUGUUGCUGUAAUUGGAGAGGUUGGUUCGGGUAAAACAUCAUUACUAAAUUCGCUAUUAGGCGAAAUGCGACGCGUUCAUGGAUCUCUACUAUUAAACGGGUCUGUGGCAUAUGUACCACAGGUGCCUUGGAUUUUAUCCGGAACUGUGCGCGAAAAUAUUUUGUUUGGGAAGACUUUUGACUCAGAAAGAUACUUUGACACUUUGAGGGCUUGUGCACUGGAUGUUGAUAUUUCACUUAUGGUUGGAGGCGACAUGGCCUAUAUAGGGGAUAAAGGGAUGAACUUAUCUGGUGGACAGAGAGCUCGGCUUGCUUUGGCAAGGGCUAUUUAUCAUGGUUCAGAUAUAUACUUGCUUGAUGACGUACUCAGUGCGGUAGAUGCACAAGUUGGCCGUUGGAUUUUGCAUAACGCUCUUUUGGGUCCUCUAGUGAACGAAAAAACUCGCAUAAUCUGCACUCAUAACAUUCAGGUGAUAUCUUCGGCAACUAUGAUUGUUGUAAUGGAGAGAGGCAAAGUGAAAUGGUCAGGAAGUCCCGGUGAUAUGCCCGGUUCCAUAUGUCCAAUAAAUUCUUCAUCAAAUGAAUUUGAUAUGUCACCUAAUGUAAAAGGUUCAGCUUGUGAGCCGAUGCACUUUGCUAAAACAGAAGAAUCUCUUUCAGCCGGUAAAGAUGAUGUAAAUCCCAUGACUGAAGCUCAAGAGAUUGUCGAAGUCGAGGAGAGAAAGGAGGGCAGAGUCGACCCGAUGGUUUACAAAAACUAUGCUGCAUUUUCUGGUUGGUUCAUUACGGUUGUAAUAUUUGUUUCUGCAAUUUUAAUGCAAGCUUCUCGCAAUGGGAAUGACUUGUGGCUGUCAUUUUGGGUGGAUAAGACUGGGAAGCGGCUAACACAUUACUCCACGUCUUUUUAUCUGGUAGUUCUCUGCAUAUUUUGCUUCAGUAAUUCAUUGUUAACCUUGGUGAGGGCAUUCUCAUUUGCAUUUGGAGGAUUACGAGCAGCGGUUCAAGUGCACAGUACCUUAAUCUGUAAGCUUAUAAAUGCGCCAAUUCAGUUCUUUGAUCAGACACCAAGUGGAAGGAUACUCAACAGGUUCUCUUCUGAUCUAUAUACAAUUGAUGACUCUCUUCCAUUUAUUCUCAACAUCCUUCUGGCAAAUUUUGUUGGCUUGUUAGGGAUCGCUGUAGUUUUGUCAUACGUUCAGGUCCUAUUCUUGCUUCUCCUUCUGCCCUUUUGGUAUAUAUACAGCAAACUCCAGUUCUUCUAUAGGUCAACAUCAAGGGAACUACGAAGGCUGGACAGUGUUUCACGGUCGCCGAUAUAUGCUUCCUUCACGGAGACACUUGACGGGUCGUCAACUAUCAGGGCUUUUAAGUCUGAGGAAUAUUUCUUGCCUAGAUUUAUUGGGCAUGUAACGUUAUACCAGCGGACUUCUUACUCAGAGACAAUUGCAAGCCUUUGGCUUUCUUUGCGCCUUCAGCUGUUAGGAGCAUCUAUUGUCUCAUUUGUUGCUGUAAUGGCUGUUGUUGGGUCUCAAGGCAAAUCUCCAAUCAGUUUUGGUACCCCAGGAUUGGUGGGAUUGGCACUCUCAUAUGCAGCUCCAGUGGUUUCUCUUCUAGGAAGCUUCUUGACAAGUUUCACUGAAACAGAGAAGGAAAUGGUUUCUGUUGAAAGAGUUCUUCAGUACAUGGAUGUGCCUCAAGAAGAAAUUUCGGGUCACCAAUCUCUCAGCCAUGAUUGGCCAUUUGAAGGGACGGUUGAGUUUCACGAUGUUUCUAUGAGAUAUAUGCCAUCUUUGCCCCCAGCUCUUAACGGUAUAUCUUUUACAAUCCGAGGAGGAAUGCAGGUUGGAAUAAUUGGAAGAACAGGAGCGGGAAAAUCUUCUAUAUUGAAUGCCCUUUUCCGGCUUACUCCUAUUUGUAAAGGACUGAUAACGGUGGAUGGUUUUAACAUAAACCAUCUUCCAAUUCGAGAGCUUCGUUCUCGCUUGGCUGUUGUUCCUCAGAGCCCUUUCUUGUUUCAAGGAUCAUUAAGGGAUAAUCUUGAUCCUCUCGGAUUGAGCGAUGAUCUGAAAAUCUGGAAUAUUCUUGAGAAGUGCCAUGUGAAGCCAGAGGUCGAAGCUGCAGGAGGCUUAGAUACCGAUGUAAAGGAAUCUGGAUCUUCCUUUUCUGUCGGCCAGAGACAGCUUUUGUGCCUGGCCCGAGCUCUUCUCAAGUCAUCGAAGGUACUUUGUCUAGAUGAAUGCACAGCAAACAUCGAUAUUCAGACAGCGUCGGUGCUUCAUAGCACAAUAUCAAGUGAAUGCAAGGGAGUAACAGUAAUCACGAUCGCUCACCGCAUCUCGACGGUUAUGAAAAUGGAUAAUAUCCUUAUUCUCGACCGUGGAGCCCUAGUUGAACAAGGAAACCCUCAAGAUCUUCUGCAAGAUGAGUCCUCCGUCUUCUCAAGAUUUGCAAGAGCUUCCGCGAUGUGAUUUCUUACAUGACAACAUCCACUUGUCUAAGCUAUCUUAGGCAUCUGAGCUCUGGUUUUCAAACUUUUCAGUGUAACUUCUUUUUCAGUGUAUUGGCUCUAGAUUGGUUAUUGUGAAUCAAUCAAUGCCAUUAUUUUGGGGAACUGGUGAGUGAGUUAACCCAUAAAGUAAUUAGAAUUAGUAAAGUAACAUGUGUUUAAAAACUUUUGUAAAAUAAUGCUUUUGUAGUUUAAAAAGUCUAUUUUACUUUUGUGUUU